This is a messenger RNA of Magallana angulata, 2877 nucleotides long. Its product is annotated as fibroblast growth factor 18-like. Gene Ontology annotation, molecular function: fibroblast growth factor receptor binding; growth factor activity. Lineage: Eukaryota; Metazoa; Mollusca; Bivalvia; Ostreida; Ostreidae. The record is from RefSeq and is a predicted model, not a curated record. Bases 681 to 1385 code for a protein of 234 amino acids. Gene Ontology annotation, cellular component: cytoplasm. The transcript has 5 exons. Gene Ontology annotation, biological process: positive regulation of gene expression; positive regulation of protein phosphorylation; cell differentiation.
ACAGGUAUUAUAUAGACACGCGUUCGUAUAGAGGACGGACUGCUAACUAAACAGCUAUUCGUUUUUCACUUCUCCCUCCCCUCUCUCUCUCUCUGUUCGGGAUUAUCGGAUUAAUGGAUUAAUUGCUCAACUUUCCACCGAUGAAGCUAAACCAACAAAAUAUUUACAAUUCGACUGGUGUGUUACUACUGUGGCAAAAUAUUCAAGGCGUGUGAAGUUUUAUUUUUCCAGGUAUAUUAUAUAUAUAAAAAGUUUUUACAUGUAUAUGUAAAAGCUGAGAGGAAAGGGGGAAAAUGCCAUAAAUCGUGCAAAAGCAACAGUUAAUUUUUGCUUUCUGAAGAAGACCAAAAAAUAGAAAGAAAAAAGAGAGAAAGAAAAACCCUACCGGAAAGUCUUUUGUUUUGAUUGGAAUUACAAAGUAUACCGGAACCGCAUGGAUUUGUCUGUGAGAAGAUGAUUUGUGAAAAGAUUCCACCGCGAUUGGCUCUCCGCCGGAGUGUCGAUACAUAAAAAUCAAUAUUUGAAUUGCUGCUUUUUUUUUAAAUUAAAAAUAAUAUAAAUUUUGUGUGUGAAUUUUGGGACCACUGUAUUUAUGAAAGCCCCCACACCUCCUCUAUGGCCGCUUGACGUUGGUUUAACAUGGCCAGGAGGGGAACCCAGCAUUGGUCGCUGCCCACAGUAUGAGGAAAAGUGUCCAGUCGUUUAGCUCUAUAUGCAGGUCGUUGUUGCUGCUGCUCAUUUUACUGUUGUGCUUUGUGAAAGAUUCUCAGGGUUUUCCAGACUUCAAAAUCGACAAUAUCGCCGAUAAACUAAAAGGAGAGCACAGUUUGGAAAAAAGAGCCGUUUUGUGGAAUUUCUGUUCGCAAAAGUUAGUCCAAAUAACCAAACCAGGUUCUAGGGGCGUGAACGCAAGGGGGUCGAGGAAUAGCGAAUUUUCUAACCUCACGAUUAUUUCCAUAGACGGCGGGUUCAUCCGCAUCAGAGGCAUGGCAAACAAGUUAUAUCUGUGCUUCAACAAGAAAGGCAAGCUGCGAACUCGGUUUCAGCCGCCAAAAUCUCUUCCACAUAGUUGCGAUUUUUCUCAAAAUCUGACGGGAGAUGGGUACCAUACGUUUAAACUCCGAGAUAAACCAGAAUGGUCCAUUGGAUUCAAGAAAAGGGGCAAGAAAUUGCCCGGAUUUAUCCGAAAACCAAGUCAGGAACCAUGUCACCACUUUUCGUUAGAUCUGUUAAAUCCUACGCCCAUUACAAUACCCUUUGACUUUAACAAGAAAAAAAAUUACCUUUUUAACAAUAGCGGAAAGUUCAGGAUCAGACAUAAAAAACGCAAAAAAAAAUCGGCGCAGAGAAAAAGAAAGACUAAGAAAGAGCCAAAAGACACGUAAUAGUGUAAAAAGGUGAACAAUCACUUGGUUUUGUUUAGGAUUUCAAAUUUUUGAACUUGGAAUUUUUUCCUUGACGAUGUGGUGUGAACUAUUCUCCCGAUGCACUCCGGGGAACCCACGGACUGGAGGUGAUGCGUAAGCAGCGAUGGAUUCCGAGUGGAAAAUUGGUGAUUCCGCCCCGGAAGUCUGUAAAAUGAGCAUAGCAGUGAAGUAACGUCUUUCUUGACCCACGCGGGUCGCCAUUGUGAUAGAAAGGAGAUCUUGACUUCUUUCAAACAAUUAUUUGAAUGCAAUAUUUAUCUUGUAUAAGUCAUCCAGGUGUAAAUAGACACAUGGGGGUCAGGCUACCUUACUUUAAGCCGUAACUCAAACUGUUCAAUGCAUUAAAAUAUGAUGGACUAUGUUGUGUGAGCGCAUUGAUAUUGAAUACAAAUCAUUGUUGUCUGCUCCGUACUGAAGUGAACGAUCCGUCCCUACGGAGUCCAAAUCACAGGGCUGAUCAAUUCUGAAGGUUUUUUAUUUGGAACGACAAGUUAUAAGAGAUAUGUUUUCGGCAACACGGGUAUACACAGUGUCAGCGCAUGCCCAGCGCAUGUUCGUAUUGACGUCAAUAUGUCCGAGUUUUGUUCAUCUAACAUUCCGGAAGCAAAAUCUAUUUUAUAAUAUUUGAUUGUAAAAAUUUGGCUGAUCUAAAAUAUUUUCGCUAUUGUUGUUGUAAUUAUUUAUUCUGAUCUUUAUCGUCUAAAUUAAUCUGAAAUUUUAAUAGUACAUUGAGAGCCAGUUCGACUGUGUCUUAUUUUCAUUGUAAUUUAUUCUGUAUCGCCAUUUUUUGCAUUUAACAUUUGUACUUCAAUAACUGGUAGCUUAAAGAUUGUUGGAAAUCCAUCGUAAAUAGUUGAAUAUUGUAAUAGUCAUGUGAUAUGGCCAGUAAGUUGAAGAUGAGAACGAUUUGCGACAGGGGCAUUGCUGUGAGGUCAAACAUUCCGAUACGCUUUAAAACUUAAUAGGAAGAUAUCUGGGUCGUCAUCAAAAGCACUAGAAUCGUUUUCGAAUUGUCUUUUUCGUUUUCUAGAAGCAUGAUAUUAAUAGAAAUUCAUUUUUUACCAUCACUGAAAUCCUUUAGCCAUGUUUUGCACGUAAACAAAGAAGAACUUCAAGAAUUAUUAGACAAGGAGUAAGUGCGAAAAAAGAUGUUCUUCCGGGUAUUUGGAAAAGAAAAAAAGUUUUGUCACUUCCACAUGACUUCACUUGUUUAAAAGUAAUCACCUUUGUUACUAUUUAUAGAUGUCCAAAAAAUAUCGAUGGUGCCUAUAUGUAUUGAUAUACAAUGUUUUGUUUUGUUUUCAUGGUUACUGUUUGUAAAAGAUAUGUAAUUGUUACCAAAGAAUAUUUAUUACAUUUUGUAUAUAUCUAUGUUAAAAUUGUCCCAUAAACUUCGUACCUAAUGCACAUAGUGCAGUAGAUACAAUUAAAAUUGAACUAUCCAACAUUA